Molecule: messenger RNA, 762 nt
Organism: Alternaria ethzedia
Lineage: Eukaryota; Fungi; Ascomycota; Dothideomycetes; Pleosporales; Pleosporaceae
Exons: 2
Coding region: 1-762 (253 amino acids)
Source: RefSeq, a predicted model, not a curated record
AUGAGUUCAUCAAUCCUCUCCAAGGCCUUACAAGCCACUUCCCUCCUGGCAUCGACAACCCUGCUUGCUCUCUCGAUUGCAACGGUCGCUCUCGUCACACACUACAGCGAGUCGAUGGACGCAAGCUAUCCAGAAGGCAGCUACACAUAUUACGGACCCGUUGGCUCACCCGCACGCAGGGCGUACUGGGAGGAGUAUGACGCCGGAAACAGAGACUUCAACAAAGUCUACAUGCAAUAUGUGACGAGCAACGACAUCUGGGUCUUGGUGAGCGGUUGUGUUGGGUUGGUUGCCGGAGUCGUGGGAUGGCUGACGGUGGCGUUCAUGAUGAUGAAGGAGAAGAACCCCAAGACCGCUGGCUCACGCUUCCCAUGGGUACUAGCCUGCUCGAUCUUCUUCGGUCUCGCCGCAUUCGCCAUGUCACUCACCUCCACAAUCAUCACCUUCGAGACCAAGAAACGUCUGGAACGCGAGGCAUGCGUACCCAGCGCUGCAUACUCAUACUACAACCCGUAUUUCGACUGCACGCGCGAACUCGCUGCUUGCAGUAUAUUCGAGAUGCUUUCUAGUGGGUAUGAUGAUCACAGUCAACAGAUUUGCAGUGAAGCGCAGGCGAGCAGGAGGAUGUUGAUUCCCACUUUGGUCUGCGCGGUGGUGCUUGUCAGCACGUGGAUUGCGCAGGCUAUUGUGAGCAAGAAGGGAGCGGAUGCUGAGGCCGACAGGAGGGUACAGGACUUGCAGGAGCAGGAGGAGGCGGAGUAG